GAGCUCAUGAAGGUGCGCUACAGCAGCAAAAGACAAACACAAACAACUUGAGUCUUAAGGUUUUACUUUUCAGUCAAAGCAAAAGAGAUUUUCUUCCAUCUUCAUCUUUCAUGAUGGAGGGCUUUGCUGAUCUUCUCACUGAUGCAUUUUCAGAGGGUUCAGUUCCCUCGUUUUCCACGGGAGAUUUGGACUUUGAGAGCUUCUGUUUUGAUGAGAGGAGCGAGGAGGAACAGAACAAAAACCCAAAGACAGAGAACGACGAGGCUUGGCUUCAGGAAGCAUCUGCAGAAGGUGCAGCUUUGUUGGAGGGCCCCCUUGCAGACGCACUGAACUCAGAUGAGAACACUUACAAAGAGCAGACUGAUGAGGAAAAUGAUGAAGAGGGGCUUAAUCGGGUCCGUUUUAGCAAUGAAACCCCAGAGGACGAUGAAUGCCCAAGCUCUGACGGAGAAGAAGAACGGAGCUAUUUCUGCUCUGGAAGAGAUGGAGAGGAGGAGGCUGAAUGCCAAGAGGAAGAUGAGGAUACACUGAAAUUAAUUUAUAAAACAGUGGAUGAGAUCCUGGAAGAUGUUGAUGAGCUUCAAGUCAGCAACAACCUGCAAGAAGAGGCGCACAGUGAUGAAGAGGAGAACGGAUGUAGAAAUGAGAACAUUGCAGAAAGUCCUGAGAGUGAGGAGGAACAAGAAGUCGAAACGGACUCCUCUGAAUCCGACUACGAAGGUGUGAAAACUGAAGAGGAAGAGAAAGAAAAACCCAGCACUGCUGAUCCGGCAGAUUCUGGUUUGGAGUUCUCCUGCAUAUCUCUCCAGAAUCUGCAGGAUCUCAUCUCUGAAGUGGAUGGUGAGGUUUACGAAGAGAAAAUGUCAGACUUCACUGGCGAGGAGCACCAGGAGGCAGGCGAGAGCUUUGCAGAUUACCCCUCAGACUUUUCCUCUGGCGAAUACGGCAGAAAUGCUGCCACUGCACGGAGCGCCUCGCCUCGUCCGAGGGAGGAAGAAGGCCUGCAAAGAGCCGUGACUGAAAGCCACGGGUCUGAGGAGGAGGGUUCUGGGAAGGAGGAAGAGUUCCUGUUCAGCAGAGAUAUAGAAGUAAAUGUUGAGAAGAUGAUGAUGAGCCUGGAUGAAGCAGCUGGAGAUGAAGUUGAAGCGAAAACAGAGCAUUUGUUGAGAGGGACCAGCUUUGACGAUGAAGAGAAGACAAGUGAGAGCGACUCCUACAGCUCCAGUGAUGAGGAAGAGCCACUGAGAAGAUCCAGUGAUGUAUUUUCAGAUAAGUCCAGAACCCGAUUCCUUGAAGAUGACACAAACCUGGAGAACAUUAGAUCUCUUGGUGCCAGCGGCUCUGAUGACAGCAGCUUUGGGCGUGACAGAUACGAUCCUGCUGAGUUCCUCAGAUCAGGGUUAGGUGAGUUAGAAACCAAAACCUUUCUGUAUGAAUUCUUCCUGAGUGGAGAGGACACAGAUGGGACAGAAUCACCAAAUUCAGGGGGAAAUCAGUGUCAGGAUCAAGAUGUCAACAGCUACUCUGUGGUGCAGAAGAAAGACUCGAUACCAGCAAGUCCGUUCGUCCAAGGAUCCAUCGACGACAGCUUCUUCUUCAAUACUGAACCCAAGGACUUCACUGAUGAUGGACAGCAGGAGGAGGAGGAAGAGGAAGAGGAGGAGGAGGAGGAGGAGGACGAGUACGAAGAAAGGAGAAACUUUGAGCAGAUGAAGCAGAGAAUUGAAGCUUUCAAAAGAUUUUACGACAACAGCGAUGACGAGAACGGGCGAGAAGAGAGGCAGAUAAAAGUUCAGUUUUGUGCAGACCCCUUAUCUCAAGUGAAUUAUUAUGAAACGGACAGCAGCGACAGAGACUCAGUCAGCAGCUCCUCAGACAGGGAGGAAAACCUGAGCUCUGCAGAACAAUCUGAAGACAAAGAGGAAGAUCUGAAUCCUGCAGAACAAUCUGAAGACAAAGAGGAAGAUCUGAAUCCUGCAGAACAAUCUGAAGACAAAGAGGAAGAUCUGAAUCCUGCAGAACAAUCUGAAAAUAAGGAGGAGGACUUGAACUCUGGGGAACAAUUUGAAGACUCGAGCUCUGCAGAACAAUCUGAUGAACCGCAGGAGCCUGAAGAAGACCUGGACAUAAAACCUGUGUUUGGUCCCCCAAUCGUUCAGCAGCAUCAGAGCCCGGCAGACGUCGUUAACACACAAACCUGCACGCCAACACGCAAGGCUUUCAGCACACUGAAGAUGAUCGUGACGCUGGGAGUGCUGACGGCGACGGGGCUGAUGAUGUUCUGCCUGGCCACAGACCAACCCGACUGGCUCAGACCGUUUUUCUUCUUUUAGAGCUGCAGCUCAUUGUGGUUAUAAAGACUGGAAAAAAAAAAAAAAGCUCUGUACACAUAUGCAUUUCUACCUUUAAAGCUAUUUUUUUGUUUACAAUGGUGACCUUUACUUUGGAAAUAUAUAAAUGUAAAAUAUAACUAAAAAAAAUGUGUUUUUUUAAUGAAUUGUGUGGUAAUGACUUUGUGAAUUAAAAUGCUGAAAUGUUAA
This is a messenger RNA of Xiphophorus maculatus (southern platyfish), 2540 nucleotides long. Its product is annotated as spore wall protein 2-like. Bases 111 to 2333 code for a protein of 740 amino acids. Lineage: Eukaryota; Metazoa; Chordata; Actinopteri; Cyprinodontiformes; Poeciliidae. The transcript has 7 exons. The record is from RefSeq and is a predicted model, not a curated record.